UUGAGACAAAAAAAUAACUCAUAGAUAAUCCAACUCCGAAAAUAUAGGGCAAUUAAGCAACGUUGCGGUACGAAAUGCUCAAAGUGUCAAAUCUACGACACGGCCAUUAUCGUAGGUUAGGUUGACUUAUGCUUAACCUCACUUUAUAACACCGCGUUACAUGUUUAAUAACACUCAAAAAAAAUAAACAAACAUUUAAUUUAUUAUAAAAAUGUUUACAACAAAGUCAUUUAUAAAAAAAAAUAAAAUCGGAAACUUCUUGAAAAAUGUGCGGGAACAUUAUAUACGGGACGAUAUAUCGUGCGGAAUUCCAGAGUGCCCCAAAUGUCCCGCGGAGUCUUCCAGUUACUUGUCCGUCUCGCACGUGAACAAAUGUACCCUAUUUAACGGGAACCACUUUAUUAUCCUCGAUACGAAUAUUGUCUUGGACCAAAUGGACGUGCUGGAGGAGCCGGUGAUUGCCAAUGUGAUUAUUUUGCAUACAGUUUUCAAUGAGGUGAAGCACCGAAGCUUACCAAUCUAUAAGAGAUUAAAUGCCAUUUUGGAGAACCCUAGCAGGCACUUUUAUGUUUUUAUCAAUGACCACCAUAAGGAUUGUUAUUUGCCAGAGGAGGAGGGUGAGUUAAUAAAUGAUCAUAAUGACCGGUGCAUACGAAAAGCAACUUCUUGGUACAUCAAUCAUUUACCUGACAAAAAGUUUGUUCUUAUCACAGAUGAUAAUAAAAAUAAGCAAUUGGCUCUUUCUGAAGGAAUCCCUACUUGCACCAUAACUGAAUAUGUCCAAAAUUUAGAAAACAGUUCGGUACUAGAGGAUAAACUGUCACGCAAAGAUUACCACACAAAUGAUGAUUCAAAAGACCUUUUUCCAGCACAUUUAUCAACUGGGCAGCUUUUAAAAGCGAUUAAAGAAGGAACCUUGCAUCAAGGCACCUUUAGGGCUUCCAGAGAUAAUUUCCUGGAAGGUUUCGUGAAUAUCGAGAGCUUUAAAGAUCCUGUUUUAUUGCAAGGCAGAAGUGGAUUGAAUAGGGCUGUUGACGGUGAUAUUGUGGCUGUUGAGAUCUUUGAACAGGACAACUGGGUCAGCCCUAGUGAGAUUGUACUCGAGGACGACUCCACUGUUGACGAUUUAGAAGAGAAAGAAAAAGGGCUAAAGGGCACUGGCGAAGUCCAACCAACAGGACGGGUUGUAGGAAUAAUUAGGCGCAAGUGGAAACAGUACUGUGGCAUUUUACAGGGGGGCUCAGAAGGGUUAUAUCAGAUAUUCGUACCGGCAAACCGCUCAAUACCGAAAGUGCGAAUCGAAACGAGACAAGCGGAAUUUCUAAGAACUCAAAAGCUGAUUGUGACGAUCGAUUCUUGGCCGAGGAACUCUCGUUACCCCCACGGACAUUUCGUACGUGCUCUGGGACGUAUUGGGAGUCAAGAUACUGAGAACGAAGUGGUUUUAUUGGAGCACGAUGUGCCCCAUAGUCAGUUUAGUGAGGAUGUGCUGGCGUGUUUACCACAGUUGCCUUGGGUUAUUACCGAGGAGGAUGAAAAGAAGCGAGUUGACCUAAGGGGGAUCGAUAUUUGUUCAGUGGAUCCUCCUGGCUGUACUGAUAUUGACGAUGCUUUGCAUUGCCGGUUAAUCGACGAUGGUACCAAACUGGAAGUGGGAGUCCAUAUCGCCGACGUAUCCCACUUUAUCAGACCGGGUACCGCCAUAGACUUAGAAGCCUCAUCCAGAGCGACGACAGUUUAUUUGGUCGGCAAACGGAUCGACAUGGUACCGGAACUGUUAAGUUCCAAUUUGUGCUCUUUAAGAGGCGGCGAGGAACGUUUCGCGUUUUCGUGCAUAUGGGAAAUGGACCUGGAGGCGAACAUCUUGAGCACCAGGUUCCACAAAAGUAUCAUCAAGUCCCGUCGGGCGAUGACGUACGAGGAAGCCCAAAUAACGAUCGACGACCAGAGCAAACGUGACUCGAUAGCGGAAUCCUUGAGGAAUUUGAAUGAAUUGGCGAAGAUUUUGAAGAAGAGACGCUUGGAGAAGGGCGCUUUGGUGCUCGCCUCGACGGAAGUGAAGAUUCUGAUGGAUUCGGAAACGAUGGAACCGCUGGAUGUGGAAGUGAAAAAGAUGUACGAGACCAACUCGAUGGUGGAGGAGUUUAUGUUGUUGGCGAACAUUAGUGUGGCCGAGAAGAUCCUGGAGGAUUUCCCGGAUUGUGCGAUGUUGAGGAGACACCCGACACCACCGGCGGCCAAUUUCGACCCUCUAGUGAAGGCCGCACGGCAUUUGGGUUAUGAAAUCUUAAUAGACAGCGGCAAGAAUCUGGCGGAGUCCCUGGAUAAGGCCACUAGCGAUAAGAACCCUUAUUUGAACACCAUGUUAAGGAUGUUGGCCACCAGGUGCAUGUUGCAAGCGGUUUAUUUCCCUAGCGGUACCUUGCAAAAAGACGAUUACUUCCAUUACGGGUUGGCGGUACCGUUGUACACCCAUUUCACGUCACCUAUAAGACGUUACGCCGACAUAAUCGUGCAUAGGUUGCUGGCGGUCAGCUGCGGUGCCGACAGCACUUAUCCAGACUUGCUGGAUAAACAGAAGUCGGCCGAUUUAUGUCAGAAUUUGAAUUAUAGGAACCGGAUGGCGCAGUACGCCGGCAGGGCCUCGGUCGCCUUCAACACCCACUUGUUCUUCAAAGGGAAAUUAAAUGACGAAGAGGGUUACAUUUUGUAUGUGAGAAAGAACGCGUUGCAAAUAUUAAUACCGAAAUACGGUCUGGAAUGCACGUUGUAUUUGGUGAAAAAGGGGGAAACGAGCAUUUUCGAAUACGACGAGGAGCGACAGACCCAACGGGCUGGCGAUGUGGUUUUUUACACUUUUGACCCGGUGACCAUAAGGCUCCAUUUGGACUCGACCAAUGUGCAACACGAGAAGUUUGUGGUGCAACUGGUGAAGCCGGUGAUCGAAGGUUUUAGUGUUCCUCCUUUGGAGGAGGCCAUGGAGGCAAGCGAUAUUGUUGCCACGCCCAACGAGAAGAGGAAGAAAAAGGAGCAAAGCAAGAAGAGCAAAAAGAGUAGGAAAUAAUAAUAAUAUUUUUCAACUUUGUUGGGGGAGGUUUUGUACAGAGAGUUAUUGAUGUUUAAUAAAAGUUUUAUAUGAUAAGACAAAA
Anthonomus grandis grandis is the source of this 3149-nucleotide messenger RNA. It is a transcript of the gene Dis3, whose product is annotated as exosome complex exonuclease RRP44. The transcript is spliced from 2 exons. The coding region runs from base 212 to 3064 and encodes 950 amino acids. Gene Ontology annotation, cellular component: nuclear exosome (RNase complex); cytoplasmic exosome (RNase complex). Gene Ontology annotation, biological process: rRNA catabolic process. Gene Ontology annotation, molecular function: RNA binding; endonuclease activity; 3'-5'-RNA exonuclease activity. The record is from RefSeq and is a predicted model, not a curated record. NCBI's taxonomy places the organism in Eukaryota, Metazoa, Arthropoda, Insecta, Coleoptera, Curculionidae.